Molecule: messenger RNA, 582 nt
Organism: Gregarina niphandrodes
Lineage: Eukaryota; Apicomplexa; Conoidasida; Eugregarinorida; Gregarinidae
Product: putative transmembrane protein
Exons: 1
Coding region: 1-582 (193 amino acids)
Source: RefSeq, a predicted model, not a curated record
AUGUUGCUUCUGCUGUUGUUGUUGUUGCCAGUGAUGCCGCUGGGGGGGAUGGUGCCUGCGGCCGCAUACAUCAUCAUGUCGGACGUCUUCUGGUCAGGUGGUUUGCGUCGGUUUAUCGUGGAUGCCAUGACGAAGCAGAAAUGCUUCGAAACGGACGAACUAAAUACAACUGUGUUCCGGUCUGAGGUGCAACCAUUCCGUGAGUUUUAUUCCGAGUACUCGCGACUGCUCUACUCCCUAUCCGGUAUCUCGCAACUCCUUGGAUCCCGCAAGCGACUGCAGUACUUGUACACGGCCUCGCUUCUGGAACUGCUCGACAACUGCCUAGUCGCAGCUAACCCCGACGACUUGGCGUACCAGUCAGACUUCCGCAAACGAAUUUUGGCCAAAGUCGGACCCCUCUGGACCUGGGUGGACGACGAUCAAACAUUGCUUUCUCAAGACCAGUCAAAGACGCUGCCGCCCAUGGCAGACCCCUCCCCAACCGCCAUUUGCAUUAGGUCCAGCAUUUGCGAAGCAGUUUUGGAACAUUUCUGCUAUCGCACACCACAGCUUUGCGAAACCUCCGUUGAGAUGCCAUAA